This is a messenger RNA of Anolis carolinensis (green anole), 4784 nucleotides long. RefSeq names its product homeobox A3 (gene hoxa3). Gene Ontology annotation, molecular function: RNA polymerase II cis-regulatory region sequence-specific DNA binding; DNA-binding transcription factor activity, RNA polymerase II-specific. The transcript is spliced from 5 exons. Gene Ontology annotation, biological process: anterior/posterior pattern specification; embryonic skeletal system morphogenesis; regulation of transcription by RNA polymerase II. Lineage: Eukaryota; Metazoa; Chordata; Lepidosauria; Squamata; Anolidae. The record is from RefSeq and is a predicted model, not a curated record. Gene Ontology annotation, cellular component: nucleus. Bases 2534 to 3823 code for a protein of 429 amino acids.
AACUAAACCCAAAAACAAAACCAAGUACUGAGCAGUAUUAUAUGAGCUGACUCUGCGUGGAAUGUCAGUUGUCUGUCUGUCUGUCUCUCUCUCUGCCUCUCUCUCUCUCUUUCUCUCGCGUUGACUUGCUCCAACUUCCCCGGGAGAGGGGAAAACGCUCCCUAGUCCAUCUUUUAAUCAUGAGCCUGUUUUAAUUGAGCUUUCCCAGCGCGGGUUACCAGUAGAUCUGCUUCUUUGUCUUGAAUGGCUUUGUCUUGAAGAAGAAGAAGAAAAAAUAAUAAUAAUAUGUAGAUGUUUUAACUUAUUUAUAUAAAGCGAGUGGUGUUACUUGAAGUAACUGUAAAAAGGAGGGGGGAGACUACACACUCACCAAAAAAAAAAAAAAAAAACCCAGUAAGGGAGAGCCAUCGACUCCCUUCUUCCUUCCUCCCCCCUCCCUCUCUUUCUCCCCCACCCCUGUUUCCACCCCCAUGUUUCUCUGUGUGUUGCACUCGCUGUGCUUAACUGUGCAUGUGUGUUCAAAAAAAUAAUAAAAAAGUGUCGGUGUCUGUAUAGCUCCAAGCUGUGGCCAAGAUUUCCAAUCCAAACCUACCUAUCUUAAUUCCUGUUGUCAUUAAUGGCUGUUGUAGAGGUGAAAUGAUGAAAUACAAAAACGGAACUGUGUCCUAACUUGUAGUGAAUAUAGUGAAUCUGUGACGAAAACUGUGAUCCCAGACAGUAUGUCCUUGCUGUGCCUUUGUAUAUGACUCCUUUUUUGCACGAACUCUCGAAAAAGUGGCUUUUUCUUAAGCGCAGCUUCAGUAAUGUAUAGGGUGCUUUCUUUCUUGCUUUCCUUCUCUCUCUUUCUUGUGGAUAAAGUUACACAUUGAGUCAAAGUCUGGCUGGCUGUCUGAGCAAAAAAAAUAAUGUGAUCGGCCUUUUAAAAAUGUUUUGUUUUUUUUUAAAAAAAGAACUGACUGGAAAAAUAAACUUUCUAUUGUAAGGGUUUCCCCCAUUUCUUUGUGCCCAGAUCCCCCUUUCCUGGUUGGUACUCUAAGGUACCUCAAGAUGACCUCCUUUAGUAGUCUCAUUAGAUCAAAGUUGAGAAGAAACUAAGCUUUUCCCAACUAAAAGGGUGGGAAUUGCCCUACAUUUCUCUGGAUUGGGUUGCUGUGAGUUUUCCAGAAGGAACAUGGCCUUACAGCCCGGAAAACUCACAGUAGCCCAGUGAUUCCAGCCAUGAAAACCUUCGACAACACAUUUUCUCUGGAUUACUGAGUUCCUCUUAAUGCAGAAGGUUGUUAUGAUCCUUUGGUUCCUCUUAAUGCAUAAGGUUAUUAAGAUCCUUUGGUUCAUCUUAAUCCAGAAGGUUGCUAAAACCCGUUGCCAGUUCCCUUUCUUGAGGAAGAGUCCCAACAUCUCUUCUCUGCCACAUGGAAAACUCUUGUUUACUUCAACAACAACAACAGCAACAACAACACCUCUAGAACCUGCUUUAACUUUCUCUAGGUUUAUCGUUCUAAGUAACUUAGCAUACUGGUGCUGGGACAAGGUCUGGAGAGACUUUGGAGUCUGUAGACAACAUCCAAUGUGAGAGCAAACACCUACUUCCUCCUCAAACACUCUUUAAAAACUAUUAGGAAUAUUUCCUUUUAGACAUACCAAUAAUUUAUUUUUUGCCAGAGCAAAUCUUGCUAGAAACGUAGCUGUUACUUACCUCCCUUGGGCUUGAAUGGCUAAGGUUGUUGAGCUUCUAAGAGCAACUAAAGAUCUGCACAUUUAGAGACCGGUAACACUGAUGUCUUCCUUUAAAAGUUAUAAAACAGUAAACUUUAUAAGCCUCAGUUCCGGCUAUAUGACAUUUGGGUGCCAAAUGAAUAGGGUUUUGUCUAUGAAUUAGAUCGUAAAAUCAUCCAUAGCUCAGACAGAUAGGCUCACUGGCUAUAAAAUGUCACGUGACGCCAUUAAAGUAAGUUUUAUGGUUUUGGGGAGUUGUCAUCCAACAUUAUAUACCACAUAACAUAUAAUCGCACUGACGCUGGACUUCAUUUGACUCUUUUGCAGGCUACGUGUGCCUCCUGGUCAUUCAAAUUAUCAGGUUUAGGUACAGAAGUUAUCUGUUCCCCCAAGUUCUCACAAAUGCUCUGUGAAAAAAAAUGGCGAGCAAGUUAAGCAGUUCUGAAAGGCAUUCUCUUGGAAAAGGUCUGAGAAGACACGAAGGAUUUUCCUGAGGAAAAUGUGUUCAUGUAGAAAGACACAGUCGCUUGGCUGUGCCCUGAUGAAAAUGUAUACUUUCUGGGAGGAGAAUCCGGCACGGAGGGAAAAAAUACAUAUGGCAGGCUGUCAUCAUCCAAGCUCUCCGGUCCAUUGGAAAAUAAGGUUUAAAGACUCGCUCAGUUUGGAAAUAAUUCUGCCGGCGGUUGGAAACGCAAGAAGGUCUACCAGGAGGGGCCAUUGGCGAAGGAACGUCACGUGACAGAGGGGUGCCAAUGUUAUUCUUUAAGGGUGUCAAGACCCUGUCAGUUUGUGAAAUAAAUAUUGGGAAACAACAGAAAUGCAAAAAGCGACCUAUUACGACAGUUCUGCGAUCUAUGGCGGCUAUCCCUACCAAGGAACAAAUGGUUUCGCUUACAAUGCGAGUCAGCAGCAAUAUCCUCCGCUGCCUCCUUCUUCCUCGCUGGUGGAAACGGAAUACCAUCGACCGGCCUGCUCUUUGCAGUCCCCAGGCGGCAGCGGCGGAGGAGGCGGCGGCGUCGGGGGCUCCCUGCCCCACCACAAGGCCACUGACCUCAAUGAGAGUUGCAUGAGGACCCUCACCAGCCAAACCCUAGCGCCCCAGGUCCUACCAGAGCAACCGCAGCAGCCCCCACCUCCAAGCCAACCGGGCCCCCAGCAACCAGCGCCCCCUCCACCGUCCUCCUCGGUGUCGCCUCCUCCCAACGCCCCCAACGCCACCUCCGCCCCGGCCAACGCCACCAAGAGCGCCAUCUUGAACUCGCCCACCAUGUCCAAGCAGAUAUUCCCCUGGAUGAAAGAGUCUCGGCAAAACACCAAGCAGAAACACAGCGGGUCCAGUUCAGGUGAGAGUUGUGCUGGUGACAAAAGCCCCCCUGGGCAGCCCUCCUCUAAAAGAGCCCGCACAGCUUACACCAGUGCCCAGCUGGUAGAACUGGAGAAGGAGUUCCACUUCAACAGAUACCUUUGCAGGCCAAGAAGGGUAGAGAUGGCUAACCUGCUCAAUCUUACUGAAAGACAGAUCAAAAUAUGGUUCCAAAACCGCAGGAUGAAAUACAAAAAGGAUCAGAAAGGGAAAGGCAUGAUGACCUCUUCAGGAGGACAGUCCCCCAGCAGAAGUCCUGUCCCCUCAGCUGCGGGAGGCUACCUGAACUCUAUGCACUCCUUGGUCAACAGCGUGCCCUACGAGCCCCAGUCCCCUCCAUCCUUCAACAAGCCUCACCAGAACGCCUAUGGCAUCCCCACGUCAUAUCCGGCUCCUCUCAAUAACUGCCCACCUCCUCAAAAGAGAUACACGGGAACUGCCGCAGUGACUCCUGAAUAUGACCCUCAUUCUCUCCAAGGCAAUGGUUAUGGCAAUCCACAUAUACAGGGAAGCCCCGUCUACGUUGGGAGCAAUUAUGUGGACACCAUGACGAAUUCUGGGCCCUCCAUCUUUGGUCUGACUCACCUCCCUCACCCUUCCGCUGCCAACAUGGACUACAGUGGGCCAAUGGGCAACAAUCACCACCAUGGACCUUGUGACCCACACCCAACCUACACAGACCUUACUUCUCACCAUGCUUCUCAGGGAAGAAUUCAGGAAGCCCCCAAAUUGACCCAUCUGUAAUUAUAUCAUCAGUUGCUUAGUGAAUCCUAAAAAAAUUAAAAAUAACCCCAGCCUUUUUUUAAAGAAAAGAAAAGGAAAAAAAGGAAACUUUUUGAGUCCCAUUUCCCUGUCCUUCUGGUCUACUAUUUUUUUCUUUUGGUUUUACAAAAAAAGAAAGCAUUUUCUAGUUUAUGUGACGUAGCAAUAUCGGUUGCUUGAAUUGCCCUCUAGUUUCCAUAGUGGAUAUUUAUCUCCUCGAAGUCUUUGCCUUGUGUUCUCGCUUUGAGAGUAACGCCAAGGCUUUCUACAUUCUUAAUGUCGACUCUUUUUCUCAAAACAGGGUAUUAUGAACAAAUUUUCUAUACAGGCGGUUCUUAAAUGUGAAUUUGUUCGUUCGGAAGCUUUUUUUGUAUUAUUUUAAUUGCACUUCUUUUAAAUAGCGAGAAAGAAAUCAAAAUAAGGCGCUUGCUUGCCGAGGGCUUCCCUGAAUGAAAUUAUGAAAAACGUGUACGUCUCUCAACGUCAACGUGUGUAUGCUGGUGACCUUUCAGAUUUAUUUAUAUUUUUUUGCAAACUUUGAAUAAUCUAAAUGUUUAAUUUUUUUUAUUUAUCCCCACCUGUUCAUAUUUAUAUACAUAUAUAUAUAUAUAAAGAUAUUAAAUAAAUACCCCUUCUGUACCCUGAAAAUUCAGGAGAUAUUUACCUGGCUGUAUGUGAAAUGGCAUACCGUAGGGAAUAUCAUUUGGAAAAAAAGGGAACGAGAACUCUUUUAUUUAAAAAAAGGAAAAAUGCAAUAAAAUCCGGAAAACAAACUGUAGAAAUGGACGUCUUGUAAACAUGGAAUCAAACAGGACAGACACACAACAAGGCGGAAACCUGAAUGAGGACAAGACAAAGAGACUCGAUUUGUUUUGGAAGUUAUACAUUCCUUGCUGCUCACAUUCUGACAAAAAAUUACAAAUAAAGUUUUUAUUCUGAAUAA